AGCGAAGCGAGCUAGAGGACACUGAACGCACCGCCGGGACGCUGCAGGAGCAAAAGUGUUAAAAACAACCGGGUCUUCCUGCGCAAACAAGACCAGAACGGAUAUAUGAUGCGUAGUACUUCAUCAAAAAUUUAAAAGUGAGCUGUCUUUUUACCUACAACGACGCUGGGACCGAAUCUAUUUUCUGCACAGAGACCUCUGAGUUUGUUCCAUCAUCCACAGGAUGCAUAUGAAUAGCUUAUUAAAUCAAUGGAUGGACAUCUCCAGGAUGUGUGAUGUAGAUGUGUCCUCAGAGCCCACCAGUCCCACCCUGUACGGUGAGUCUUCAGACAAGUACUACCAUGUGGACCGCUGGCAGAAGCUCCGCACCGCCGUCCGCAAACUGGAGUUCUGGGAAAACUUUACAGCUGAGCUAAUCGGAAGCGGCUUUUUCUCCAAAGUCUAUAAGGUGAUGCACAGCACCAGUCGGAAAGUGAUGGUGGUCAAGAUCUACAAAAAUGACGUGGACCAAGACAGCAUCGUACGAGAGAUCAGCCUGCUGCAGAAACUCUCCCACCCCAACAUCGUCAGAUAUCUUGGAAUCUGUGUCAAAGAAGACAAACUCUAUCCGAUUUUAGAGUAUGUAAAUGGUGGCUGUCUGGAGGAGCUUCUGGCCAGGAAAGAUGUUCCCCUGUGCUGGAGAGAGAAGGUGGACCUGGCCUCUGACAUAAGCAGAGGGAUGAUCUACCUGCACUACAAGAACAUUUACCACAGAGACCUCAACUCAAAGACCGUUGCCUUCCUUGGCACAGAGAACUGUCUGAUCCGGGUGACGUCUCGGGGACGGGAGGCCCUGGUGACCGACUUUGGCCUUGCCAGGGAGGUUGUGGAGCUGCCGGUUAAGGAUCCCAGCAGGAAGCUCUCACUGGUGGGCUCAGCCUUUUGGAUGGCCCCAGAGAUGCUCCGAGGGGAGCCAUAUGACCGCAAGGUGGAUGUUUUCUCCUUUGGCAUUGUGCUCUGUGAAAUCCUGGCCAGGAUUCCUGCCGACCCAGAGAUACUACCCAGAACACAGGACUAUGGGCUGGAUGUGAAUGCGUUCAGGGAGUUGGUCACCGACUGUCCUCAGCGUCUUCUGGAGUUAGCAGCCCGCUGCUGUAUGCUGGAGUCCUUCAGACGGCCAGCGUUCACAGAGCUGCUGGAUGAGCUGGGGGAAGUUGCUGAGACCCUGGAGCCGCCGCCAAAAUCUGAUCUGACCACAAGCUGAGUGGUCGGUCUGGGAAACCCACCUAUUCAGCAUCAAAACUAGGGGGUCUGGCAUUAUUCGACACUGUCUGGACGGGAAACUGGACUGAAUCUGAGCAAAAAAAACCACUUGAUCAGGUGCUCAGCCCUCUUUGGCAUCCCUCUCCCUCACUCUACUGCGCCACACAUGACCACGGUGGAACUUGUCUUCACUGAGGUGGUGCAUAUCCAGUAUUAGUUGUGUUUUCAGUGAGCAGUGGAAACUAUCCUGACUUCUCAUGGACACCAUGCUUUGACACAUUUGUGUAUAUUUAAAUAGCAGUUAGACUCAUAGGAGUGAAUAUACAGUCAAUCUGUUUUUCUGCCACACGUCUUGCUUAACUAAAAACCUACCCUGUCUUCCUUCUUCUGUUCCCCCCGGUUCUACGUGAGUGGUUUGUUUUGUAACCGACGAGACAGAUGAUCAAUCUGUUGAUGUGUUUUCUGCCUCCUCUGUCUACUUGCCCGUCCCUUAUGCAUCUGCAGGCCUGCACUCUGGUUCAGUGCUUCUCAACCAGGAAAAUUGCAUUUGUUGACUGAGUGAGAAUGCUCUGAUCUCUACUGGGACUUUCACAAAGAAAUCCCCGGCCAUUACUUCAUACGAGAUGGGAAACGAAACUGUUUCAGAAAACAGGACUAAGUAAACAGGAGCUGAGGAGAUUCUAAGUUGUUUGGACGUCCUGAAUAGUUGAACUUGAGGCAGAAACCUCAAACAUAACGAGGUCAUAACCACAUUUGCUCUGUGUUCUGCUUCACAAUUCAUAUUCAUGGUCAUAUUUAAUGUUGGUAUCAUAUUAAGCUUAUUAAUACUGAAAGACGCCAACAUAUGAUUCUUAAAGGGACAAAGAAAACACUGUUUUUAGGCCUUUACACUUUACUUAGCAUGAUGACUUUCCAUUUUUUAAGUUUACAAUGGAUUUUUCUCAAAAGAACCAUAAAGUUCUCAACAAUAAAAUCACAAAAAGCGGCUAUUUUCAGCAACCAUAUGCACAAUUUAAUGCUUUUUCCUUUGACAAAAUUUGUUUUUAUUUUCUAGAGUUUACUUUGAGCUGAGUAUGUGUGUAAAUAUUUUAGCUUUUCUCUUUUUUUUUUUUAAAUUCUUCCACCUUUUAGGGAUUUAAAAUGUCCAGAGUAUUUUAAGUUUACCAGUUUUGACUACUUUCUGGUUCGUGUGUGGUCUCGCAGUGAUUUUUCAGGCAGCUCCAAUACAAAAUGAACUCAGAAAAGCCACUUUUGGUUUGUCUCCUUUGAAACUAAUUCUGACUUUUUAAAUGGAGACAUGAAAGCUAGUUUUCAGGCUUCAGAGAUACAGGUUUAGUUUUCUUGCACAUAAACACGAAUGAUAAAAGAGUGAAAAAAUAUAGAAGAGAAUAAUGAAACCCAGAUAAAACACAGAAACCCCAGCAGGCUUUUACAUACAAAAAUAAUAUGAAAUUGGAAACAGACUCACCAAGGAGAAGAAUGUCUGAAAAGGCGAAAAUCAAAUUAUUCCAUAACUUUCGACAGGUUUCUGCAUUCAAGCUAAAUUAUCUCACUGUUUCAGUUUUCACAUUACAUCAUAAGAAAACUAAUG
Molecule: messenger RNA, 2833 nt
Organism: Xiphias gladius (swordfish)
Lineage: Eukaryota; Metazoa; Chordata; Actinopteri; Istiophoriformes; Xiphiidae
Product: PKc_LIMK_like_unk domain-containing protein
Exons: 11
Coding region: 224-1243 (339 amino acids)
Biological process (GO): protein phosphorylation; actin cytoskeleton organization
Cellular component (GO): nucleus; cytoplasm
Molecular function (GO): protein serine/threonine kinase activity; ATP binding
Source: RefSeq, a predicted model, not a curated record